AUGUCCAUUGUUCCAGACAGCUUCAAGGCGCAGAUUAACCAAGGUGUUCCAGGUAAUGUCAAGGCGAGACCAGACCCCUUGCCUGCUGGAAAGAAGAUCACCGCAAACAAGAAACUGCCCUGUGAGUUUGACACCUCGUUUGAUUCCGCCGCAACCAAGGUUGUAGUGAAUGGCCGUGACAGCAACACUGCUAGUGCAUUCGAGGAGGUCGAAACUGCCUUGGCUGCUGGUGACUACUCAACUGCCAUCAGAAUCUUGUAUUACUUGAAGUUGAACACGUUCAUCAAUGAGGAUUCUGCCAACGUUUGGGCCUAUGCGGCUUUUGCCUUUGCUCAAUUGGGAUUUGCAGAGCACGUUGGCUUUGCCUUGAAGAAGAUCAAGGAGGCAGGAUUGGACCAGACCGUUCUUAAGAGUGAAACCAUGACCGAGUUAAAGAAGGUGAGUAAGUAG
Molecule: messenger RNA, 450 nt
Organism: Sungouiella intermedia
Lineage: Eukaryota; Fungi; Ascomycota; Pichiomycetes; Serinales; Metschnikowiaceae
Source: the annotation of a GenBank genome assembly